UCCGAGGAGUCAUUCAAUUUCAAAACCUUUAUCCUUGGCAUCGGAGGAGAUACUCUCACCCUCUAUUGGAGAUGCUUUUAUGGUAAUUGGGGGCUAUAAUCCUACCUGUGAUGAAAAACAAAAAGAUUCACCCUGGAGAUGCUGUAAAGCAUUUUCGAUUCAGAUUAAAAAAACAUUUCGUCUCGCGGAAAAUUUAGGUCUGAACAGAAACACCACUGAAGAAUCCUUAAUAGUAAAAUCAGUGAGUAUACAGAAAAUGGGUAUUGCAGGAAGAAUAAUUAUACCAUGGAAGAGAAUGUUGAGAUCUUCAAAUAGAUAUGAAAUAGUUCGAGGGUUUGCGAAAGGAUCUACUACCAUUGAAGGGAUUAAAGAUAUCAUAGCAGUUGCUUCUGGAAAAGGCGGGGUUGGGAAGUCUACUACUGCAGUUAAUUUGGCCGUCGCUCUUGCUAAGACUUGUCAACUUAAGGUGGGUUUACUUGAUGCGGAUGUGUACGGACCAUCAAUUCCUACCAUGAUGAAGGUCCAACUCCAUGGGAAGCCAGAAUUGACUCAAGAUUCUAAAAUGAUUCCUGUUGAAAACCAUGGGGUGCAGUGUAUGUCAAUUGGAUUUCUUGUAGAAAAGGAUGCCCCUAUUGUGUGGAGAGGUCCAAUGGUGAUGAAAGCGCUUGAAACUUUGACGAGGGGAGUUUCUUGGGGAAAGCUUGAUAUUCUUGUGGUGGAUAUGCCCCCUGGUACAGGGGAUGCUCAGUUGUCAAUUUCACAGAGGCUGCAAUUAUCAGGUGCUUUGAUCGUGUCAACUCCUCAAGACAUUGCACUAAUAGAUGCCCGAAGAGGAGCUAAUAUGUUUCGUAAAGUUCAAGUUCCUAUUUUGGGAGUGAUCGAGAACAUGAGCUGUUUUAAAUGUCCACAUUGUGGGGGAAAAUCUCACAUAUUUGGCAUUGGAGGAGCACGAAAAACAGCUGAUGAGAUGGAUAUGGAAUUCCUCGGGGAGAUACCCCUGGAGAUGAAUGUUAGAACAGGUGCAGAUGAAGGUACUCCAAUUGUGAUAUCAGCUCCUGAUUCUUCAAUUUCCGAAGCAUACAACAACAUCGCAAAAAAAGUUGUCGACAGACUAGAAGAGUUAGCGAAAGAACGACAAGAUUAUCCACAAAUUUCUCUGUAAAGGAACUCCAAUACAAGUACUGUGUUACCAGUUGUUUGUUUUUUUUUUUUUUUUUUUGUUGGAACCCUUUCCCCAAAUAUAACUGACGGAUUAAUAUGCCUGAAUUUUGAAUACUUGUCAGUCUU
This is a messenger RNA of Papaver somniferum (opium poppy), 1287 nucleotides long. Its product is annotated as iron-sulfur protein NUBPL-like. Lineage: Eukaryota; Viridiplantae; Streptophyta; Magnoliopsida; Ranunculales; Papaveraceae. The coding region runs from base 80 to 1162 and encodes 360 amino acids. Gene Ontology annotation, molecular function: 4 iron, 4 sulfur cluster binding; ATP binding; ATP-dependent FeS chaperone activity. Gene Ontology annotation, cellular component: mitochondrion. Gene Ontology annotation, biological process: iron-sulfur cluster assembly; mitochondrial respiratory chain complex I assembly. The record is from RefSeq and is a predicted model, not a curated record. The transcript has 8 exons.